Tricharina praecox is the source of this 2635-nucleotide messenger RNA. RefSeq names its product putative vacuolar segregation protein. Gene Ontology annotation, molecular function: alpha-L-arabinofuranosidase activity. The record is from RefSeq and is a predicted model, not a curated record. Gene Ontology annotation, biological process: L-arabinose metabolic process. The transcript has 6 exons. NCBI's taxonomy places the organism in Eukaryota, Fungi, Ascomycota, Pezizomycetes, Pezizales, Pyronemataceae. The coding region runs from base 387 to 2552 and encodes 721 amino acids.
GGAACUGUACUGCACGAACGGCUAUUCCCGAGUCAAUUCAACGGCAGAAUCAAAAAAAAUUAAAAAUUUACAGUGCGCCAAUUUACCCUUAGACAUAUACAUCGUGAUGGGAGAGAAUGGAAGGCGGCAGCAUGCUGAAUACCUACUUGCAUACCCGCAUAUUGAUUGUGAAAGGAUCAAUAACCGGUUCACCAGCCGGUCCAUAUGCAAGUAGCGAAACCACAUGGAGAAAAGGAAAAAAAGGGCAGAGGCAAGUGCAUCAUUGUUCGGGGGAUAAUCUUCUCUCCCCGGAUCGGAGUUUCUCAUACGUGUUUGGCCGACUAUAAAGUCUUCGGCAUGGGAGCUUCCAUCUGGACUGUUUACCAUCCCUCGGUACAGCAGCAACCAUGGUACAACUAUUCGCAGCUAUUGGGAUCUUGUGUCUCGCCUUUACGGCAUCAGCUCAAUCGACUCGGUCGUCCUCUGUUGUCUCUGCAACCACUCGGUCAUCCUCCGCGGUCGCCAGUGCCACGCCCUCCGGUAUAAACUUGGAGAUCACGACCAAGUCCGGAACCAGGAACAAGACCGCGCCGUAUCUCCAUGGUCUCUUCUUUGAGGACAUCAAUCACUCCGGCGAUGGAGGAAUCUACGCCGAGUUGAUCCGCAACCGGGCAUUCCAGGGCUCCGACGUCGCUUUUGGCCGCCCGAGCAACAUGAGGGGAGCGCGGAUCGUGUGGUCCGAGAACGAGCAGGUGCCGUGGGGCCCUACGCUCACGGCAUGGAAGCCAAUCGGCGGUGCCGUACUGUCUCUUGACGUCCUGAACCCGCUCUCCGACGCUCUGCGGACCGUAUUGAGGGUUGAUAUCCCCACGGACGCGACAGGGGAGAUCGGAUUCUUGAACGAGGGAUGGUGGGGAAUGGAUGUACAGCCACAUCCCUAUGCUGCGUCUUUCUACAUCAAGCCGAACGACGCCCUCUACACCGACAAGGUCACGAAGAUUUAUGCUUCGAUCCGCUCCAACAGCACCGGCGAGGUCUUUGCCCAGGAGACGCUGGAAGUCGACGGCCCGCUCAGCACGAGCAACUACACGCAGUUCAAGACCACAUUGACCCCGUCCAAGGCCGCCCCCAACAGCAACAACACCUUCGCCAUCACCUUCGAUGGUGCCGAGGUUGCCGGAAACACGUUCUUCUUCGAUUUGGUUUCGCUGUUCCCUCCCACAUACAAGGACCGACCCAAUGGCCUGCGUAAGGACUUGGCCGAGAACCUUGCUGCUCUCAAGCCCAAAUUCUUGCGGUUCCCCGGAGGCAACAACCUCGAGGGACUCAGCAUCGAUACCAGGUGGCAGUGGAAGAAGAACAUCGGCCCGCUGAUCGACCGUCCCGGCAGACCGGCGGACUGGUCUUACUACAACACCGAUGGUCUCGGAUAUCUCGAGUUCCUGGAGUGGUGUGAGGACAUGAGCAUGGAGCCAUUGUUGACUGUCUACGCCGGAUACUCUCUCGACGUCGCCGAUGUCCAACCCGCCAACACCGUACCCAAAGAUGAGCUGCAGUUCUACAUCGAUGAGGCGAUCGAGCAACUUGAGUACGCCAUGGGCGGCGUCGACACCAAAUGGGGAGCUCUCCGCGCCGAGCACGGCCAUCCGGAGCCGUUCAACAUCAAGUACGUUGAGAUCGGCAACGAGGAUUGGUUCUCCGACAGCUACUACUGGCGCUUCCCGAUGUUCUUGGACAGUCUGAAGGCGGUAUACCCGGAUAUCAUCUACAUCGCAUCCCAAGCAACCGAGAGCUCUCCCUCCAACAUCAACACUACGAUCCCGUCCGGCAACAUGUGGGACUUGCACCACUACGAGACGCCGCAGUUCUUCAAGGACAACUUCAACUUCUUCGACAACUGGCAAGAGAUCACCGGCUACGAGGGUGUUCAGAUCUUCGUGGGCGAGUACUCCGUUCUCGGGCGCGACCGCGCCGGCGGCAUCGACUGGGCCAACGGCGAGGGCCGCUUCCGCUACCCGACCACCGUCGCCGCCAUCGGAGAGGCGAUCUUCGCCCUCGCCAUGGAGCGCAAUCCCUCGGUGGCCACGCUCAGCUCGUACGCGCCGCUGUUCCAGAACUUCAACAGCUACCAGUGGACGCCCAACUUCAUCGGGUUCACGGCGAACCCGAACGAUACCGUGCUGAGCACCAGUUACUACCAGCAGCAGAUGUUCUCGCUCCACAAGGGCAGCGAGACGCUGCCGGUCAAGAACACGGCUGGGGACUUCAACCCCGUCUGGUGGCACGCGAGCAUUGAUGCCUCCCAGACCGGCACGUUGGCGAGCGGAAAGAUCUUCGUCAAGCUCGUCAACGCAGCAAAGACGGCAUCCCCCGUCACCCUCACUUUCGACGCCAAGAUCUCGUCCGGCAACGGCACGAUCCUCGGUCACGACGACGAGUAUGCCUUCAACUACCUCAACAACGCCACGGCCAUCUCGCCGAGGACGUUCAAGCUCACGAGUAGCCAGAUCAAGAACAAGAAAGUCACCUACACGCUUCCGGGACUGUCCAUCGUAGUUCUGGAGCUGAAAUAGGGGAUGGAUUUGCUUAGUCGUUUUUAUCCUUGGUGUUAAUUAUGUAUUUAUGUUUUUUGGUGUAUUUAUAUUUACGGUCGGAG